AUGGUUCUCGAUAAGUUGCAAGACCUCGCACCUCGGCUUGAGAAUGGAGGAGGUGGUGGAAGCAUGGUGGAAUGUUGGAAUGCACUUCUAGAGCUGCAAUCAUGCAACAAUGAGAUCAUCCUCUUCUUCCUCAAUGGUGAGGCUUACCUGGGCUUCAACUGCUGCCGUGUCAUCACCCACCAGUGCUGGCCCUCUAUGCAUACUUAUCUGGGUUUCACCGCCGAGGAGGACAACAUUCUCUAUGGCUACUGAGAUGCUUCGUCUCCCUCG
Molecule: messenger RNA, 270 nt
Organism: Telopea speciosissima
Lineage: Eukaryota; Viridiplantae; Streptophyta; Magnoliopsida; Proteales; Proteaceae
Product: egg cell-secreted protein 1.2-like
Exons: 2
Coding region: 1-252 (83 amino acids)
Biological process (GO): double fertilization forming a zygote and endosperm
Source: RefSeq, a predicted model, not a curated record